CGGUCCCUUAGGGGGUGUGAGGGUGGGGGGGAGGCACUCGCACGGGGGCCAACAGAGCGCGGGCGACCCCCUCCGUCUCCAGCUCGCUGCUGCUCUCCCCUCUUCGUCUCGUCCACCUCCUCCUCGUCCACCUCCUCCUCGUCCACCUCCUCCACCCUCCUACACCUACCUCACUCGUCCGUCUUCACCACCACCAACCACCACCACCGUCUCCUCGUCGCCUCGUUGAGCGGCUGGAAGCCUUCACAGCUGAGGGGAGAGGCCUGGUCGCGCCAUACACUCGUGUGAGGAAUGGCGUGCGCGGUGGCAUCCGUCCCAGCCAUCGCCUCCAUCUUGGAGCCGAGCGAGGACUUCCCGGCGUGGCUGGAGACGCAGGGCGUGAACGCGGAGGUGGCCCGGGCCAUGGACUCCGAGCUGGGUAUCCGGGACUACGGGGUCCUGCGCGCCUGUGUCGGGGAUGGUCUCGUGCGGGCCGAGCUGCUGGCUGCGGCACGCGACCGCCUGCCCUUCGGCUUCUACGCCGUGCUGCGGCAGGUGGUGAAGACCCUGCAGGGAACCGAGCCCCACGACGGCGCUGGGACACCACGCUGGGAUGACGACGCGGCCGCCUCCUCCCCUGGUGACGUGACGCUGGGAGGGCUGGUGGAAGUGCUGCUCGCGUUGCUCAGCGGUUUGAGCCGGGAGCUGCUGCUGUCCAUGCGGAGGCUGGGAGGUGGUAGUGGUGGUGAUGGUGGCGGUGGCGGUGGCUGCGGUGAUGGCAGUGGGAAUGGAGGAGAUGGACGGGUCUUUUCUGGGGACUCCCCGCCAGACCCGGAGGGACUCGCAUCUGAUUCCAGGGUGGCUGAUGAGGAGGAGGGCACGGCAAGCGUGAAGAAUGAGUACUCGGGCUAUGAUGCCACCACAGUGUUUGCCAACGCUGAACACCGCUCACCAACACAAAUGGAAGACUACGAUGAACACUGCUACAAUCACCUGUCCGAGGAACCUCGGCAGAACCCAACCACAGCUGUUGACGGGAACAGCCCCAAUGGCAUGGCUCACAAUAUUAAACUGGAAACGUUUGAAGGGGAGGAGUCGAGGGCAGCACUGGGAGGAGAGGGGAGCGGCCGCCUGUGCUGGGAGGAGACGGAGGCUCACCACUCAGUGGCAGCAGGGACCGCAGCAAACAGCGGAUCCCAGCUUGCAGAUGCCACCACAGUGUUUGCCAAUGCUGAACACCGCUCGCCAACACAAAUGGAAGACUACGGUGAACACUACUACAAUCACCUGUCCGAGGAACCUCGGCAGACCCCAACCACAGCUGUUGACGGGAACAGCUCCAAUGGCGUGCCUCACAACAUUAAACUGGAGACGUUUGAAGGGGAGGAGUCGAGGGCAGCACUGGGAGGAGAGGGGAGCAGCCACCUGCGCUGGGAGGAGACGGAAGCCCACCACUCAGUGGCAGCAGGGACCGCAGCAAACAGCGGAUCCCAGCUUGCAGGUAAACUAUUGGACAAAACCCCCCUAGACUAUGUCAAGGAUGACAGACACACACCAGCAGAAUCGCUUGUGCCUCAUCCCAACCAAUUCGACCGCCAAUGGCGGCAACAGCAGCAGGAACCGCAGCAUCAGGUGAUGGGCGAAGACCGGGUUAGCACCGAUUGUGCCGCAACUAGCACCACCGCAAACCCACGGCUCCCUGCCAGCUGGCGCGCAGCCGUCAACACCGCAGCCGCUAGACGACGCAGCCGGGAGCCCGGCGACGGAAUUAUCGGCAUUGGUCGUGGCGUUGGCAUCGGUGGUGUCGGAGCCGGCAGGGGCGGGGAACGGCGCUUCGAAUGCCCGCAGUGUGGCCGGCACUUAUCCCGUUAUGAGGCGCUGGUGUUCCACAUGCGCACCCACACGGGCGAACAACCCUUCAGCUGUGAUGUGUGCGGCCGUGCCUUUUCACUGCACUCGAACCUCAAGGUGCACCGGCGGACCCACACGGGCGAGCGCCCGCACCGAUGCGACGUGUGCGGCCGUAGAUUCGCGUACCGCUCGAGCUGGAAGAGGCACCAGCGUACGCAUGACAACAUAUAAAUGAUGCAACAGCUACCAACGACGGUGCCACCGCCGCUGCAGACGAUGGCGCAGCGCCAGCACAGCGAUCGUACACUCUAGACCUCCGCUUCGCGAGUUUCGACAACAACGGACUCCCAGUGCGUGCCACACGGAGAGUGCUUAAGCACUUUCCAAUGAGCCAGCAAUCGGCAUAGAGGUUUCCGUUAUUCCGCUGUCUGGAAGCCCAAAUGGAAUUUCUGGAGAGCUGACCUGAAAGAAUAUAUGGCCAUCAUCAGCACUACCAGUAAACUAUACAAGACCGCAGCAAAACAACACAUCCCACGAGGUUACCGGAAGUGUUACAUUCCAUGUUGCACUAAAGAAAGUUAAAAAUUUAAAGCAAUACGAGCAGAACAAUGACCGUCAUUGAUCAAACUCUGCUUGACUUUUUAAAUGAGGCUAGACGCCAACAGCGGUGUGGUACAGCAGAGGGCCUCAACUUCACAGAUUCCAUUUGCAAGGCCUGGAACCUGCUCCGCACUCUUGGUACUGCAAAAUCAACAGCCUCCCAAACCCAGGAGUCAAAGCAGAUGCCAUUGGUGUCACAUUCUCCAGAGAAAACAAAUUACCCUAAAAAUGGAGGAGGUAUAGAAGCCAUCCACAACCUCACCCCAGAGGCCCUGGAUUGCCUAAAGAAUUAUGACAUGAACCUUUGACAACUUGCUGCUCCCCUACAAUAAGUCUGCUCGUCUGCAGGAAUUCAUGACAGAAGAAGAAGAAGCACAAGGACGAUGGACCUAUUGAACAGAGAUCGUGCGAUUAAUGAUGACGUAAAAAAAAUGAAAUGUGCUUGGUUGCUAGGUUAUGCUGUUGACAAAAUAACAUCGACCCCCGGUGAUGGAGUGAUCUAAAGGACAUGCCCUCAUGUGUAAAAAGCUGUGAAUUCAACGCCUGACAUUUUGUCGGGCGCCGCUAUUGCUGGUUUGAAGUUUACUGGCGUGUGCAUAUACCAACUUACAUUGGUUCAAUAGAGCCAGCUUCCACAAUGCAAUGCGCGUUGCGACAUGCACGUAUUCAAAGGUGUGGCAGUUAUGCCACAGUGAUAUCACUAGAGGCAUGUCAAAGCCUGGAAGUCGCAUCACUGAUUUUCAAUUCAAUUUUUUCAUUCACAAAGGUUGAAAGUUAUGUAAGACAGACAGACUGGAGUAUAUAGUCUAGAUAUGUAACUUCCAGAUAACAGCUGAUAACUGGAUUUCUUUGGUAUGUUUUUUUCACAACAUGACAGUAGUCGGAUUUCGUGGCUCGUUUGACCGAUAGGCAUUGCUUGUCUUCAUUCAUGGUUCAGAGGCAGUGUUGAAAUUACAUGUUUCUUCUGUAAGACUCUAGCUUUGCGCGAAAUAAGAUCCACAGAUGACUUCCCACAGAGUGGUAAAAGUCGCGCAUUGUUCAGGUGAGGUCCAGUCAAACCUUUACAGAUUGCUUUGGCCAGGCUCCGUCCAUUUUAAAGCAUCCACGAUAUAACAUACUGAAAAGUUCCAAGUUACAGUCAGUCCCAUCUCUCCUUAACACCGAAUCUGAUGUUGCCUUCACCUGUGCCCAGUGGUGCAGACUGAUUAAGUGCUUCUGAUUAUACUGAUAUUUGAGAGGUGAGAAUAAUGAUGGUGACAAUGAAGAUGGUGAUUUUACGGUCUUGGAGAGGUGAUGAUGGUGCUGAUGGUUAUGGUGAUGAGACAAGAGUUGAUCCUGACUGGAAUUUUAGCCUACAACCUUGCGAUUGUGAACGCAGAACUUUCUAGCAAGUGCGUUAUUAAUUAAGUUACAUUUUCUUGAUAAUAAAAUACAGACGGAAACUAACCAAGGUAACACCGAAAAUUAAGCUACACAAAAAGGAAAAUGUAGCUUCCAUAUACAAAUGUAAACAUGGUAAUCUCAUAAUUAGUUACUUUUGAGUUACUGUAGAUCAUGUAAGUAUAAUCAAAUUUGUAGCUAUACCAUCCACCACCCAACAGCCAACCAAAUCAAGUUGUCUCAUAGGCAAAUUUUUUUGCCUAUGAGACAACCCGGAAUGUUGAAAAGCAAGCAAAAGUUUGACAAUUGUGUAAUGCCGGUACAUCCCGUCAUUCGGGUAAUUAAGGGAGCGGGAGGCCCCGCUAGGGGGAUAAAAGGGCAACGUGGAUACGGUAAAAGGUCAUCAUUGUGGGUAACACUCGGUGGGUCGGGUCAUGUCGUCGGGUUGGGAUCUUCAAUAGCCUCGUGUGUAAAGGGGUUACAUAGUGUUAUAAAGUGUUACAUAGGGGUAGUUACGUUUACACCAGUUACAGAACCAGUCCCGUAAGGGAAGUGUUAAUAAAAGACUUGCCUCAA
This is a messenger RNA of Petromyzon marinus (sea lamprey), 4386 nucleotides long. RefSeq lists its product as uncharacterized. Gene Ontology annotation, biological process: regulation of transcription by RNA polymerase II. The record is from RefSeq and is a predicted model, not a curated record. NCBI's taxonomy places the organism in Eukaryota, Metazoa, Chordata, Hyperoartia, Petromyzontiformes, Petromyzontidae. Gene Ontology annotation, molecular function: RNA polymerase II cis-regulatory region sequence-specific DNA binding; DNA-binding transcription factor activity, RNA polymerase II-specific.